AUGUUAAAUCUUAUCAUUUUAUUGAACAUUGAAACACAACAACAACAAACAAUGAAUCACUUGACAAAUGUCCAUAUUGUAACUAAAUGGUCUACUAAUAAUAAUAUUAGAAACAAAAUUGAUGUUUAUUACAUAUCAGUUAAUGAUUAUCACCAUGAUAAUAAUGUUGUCAGCUUAGUAACUAACUAUCAUAAUGACUAG
Schistosoma rodhaini is the source of this 201-nucleotide messenger RNA. Lineage: Eukaryota; Metazoa; Platyhelminthes; Trematoda; Strigeidida; Schistosomatidae. The record is from the annotation of a GenBank genome assembly.